AUGAAUGGCGAUUCCGCUUCUUCCGUGAACCAGCGGGCCAUGUCCCGCAAUGACGCCGCUCGACAAGGCGCCACCUUGGCCUUCCGGCACUCCAGAGAUCCAUCACCCGUGAAGAACAAACCAUCAGCCGCACUCGCUGCGGCUCUCGCAAGCAAAGUGGAUAAUCAUGAGUUGGUACACCAGCCGGCUGGAUCCGACACUGGUCCCGAAGUGGGCUCCGUAAAGGACAAGAUCGGGAGAUUGACGGCACGACCGCUUUCCCCUCCGAUGAGCGCGCGAGGUCGACCUUCAGCCUCAUCUCUCGCGCCAGGUCCUGAGCGAAUUGCAGCCCGACUCGCCGCGUCAAGGUCCCCUGCGCGUGACCCCAGCGCGCCGCUGCCAGUAACUCCAAUUUCAGCUGCCAGGCUGGGCGCGUUGCGGAGCGCAAGCAGGAUGCGAACAUCCAACCCCGAGCCAGAGAAGCAGGAGCUGCGAUCACCAACUCCUCUUCGUCCAAUGCCUCGGAGACGCAGCUCUUUGGAUCGCAUGAUACAGGACGAAUUGGAAUCCGAUGAUGUGCCAAGCUACGAGCGCCCUCCAUCUCAACAAUCCAGGAUAACGAUAGAUGGUCCUGAUACUCGCAUCGCAAGUUCUCUGCCAUCUUUCGAGCCGCGGCAUUCUUCCGUGCCACCCAAAGAAGCCAAACCCAGACUUCCACCACGACUACCUCCAUCACGAGGGUCUGUCAGAAGUCAUGGAGCUCCCCCAAACCCCCUGCGACCCUCAACCCCGGGUGCAAUCUCAACACCGGGAUUAUCCUACAAGUCUAGCACAUCAAGCUUAAGAAAUGAAUCCAGCGGAAUGAGCGAGGAAGCACUAUCUAACGCCAUUGUCGCAUCCUCCCUCGCAUCAUCACGCGCAUCGCCAGCAAUCAAGGUUCCCCCACCGCUGCCUCCCCAGCGACGGAGGGCACGGUCCAUUCUACAUCUGGCACACUCGCCCAAAAGUGAUCUAUCCAGGACCCCGAGUCCCCCGAAGGGCAUGCCACAGACACUCCGCGGCAUGCCGAAAGCCACGGAAGCCGAUCAUCGCAAACACAGAAACCUCCUUCACAAGCAUCCCCACAAGCACCACGAAGGAGAUCGUAAGCGCUGGCGACGCGAAGUGACGGAGAAGGAACGCAAACGGUAUGAAGGUGUUUGGGCCUCGAACAAAGGGCUCCUCAUCCCCAGCAUAGAGGAUCGGGUCCCCGGCCCGUGUGGAGACGGCAGCUGGCCCCCGAAUUCCUCGGAUAUGGUAGUUAACCUCGUUGUCCGCGAGAUCUGGUCCCGCAGUCGGCUCCCGGACGUGAUUCUGGAGCAAGUGUGGGAUCUUGUGGAUCAUCAAAAUAUGGGAUUACUAGUUCGAGAAGAAUUCGUGGUUGGAAUGUGGUUGAUCGAUCAGCAGUUGAAGGGACACAAACUGCCCGUGAAGGUGCCCGACAGUGUCUGGGAUAGUGUACGACAUGUAGCGGGCAUCAAGCUCCCCCUUGGAAAGGGCAAGGCCCAUGCCUGA
This is a messenger RNA of Penicillium antarcticum, 1533 nucleotides long. It is a transcript of the gene irs4, whose product is annotated as protein irs4. The record is from RefSeq and is a predicted model, not a curated record. The transcript has a single exon. Gene Ontology annotation, molecular function: protein binding. Lineage: Eukaryota; Fungi; Ascomycota; Eurotiomycetes; Eurotiales; Aspergillaceae. Bases 1 to 1533 code for a protein of 510 amino acids.